Limanda limanda (common dab) is the source of this 2930-nucleotide messenger RNA. It is a transcript of the gene zdhhc15b, whose product is annotated as zinc finger DHHC-type palmitoyltransferase 15b. The record is from RefSeq and is a predicted model, not a curated record. The transcript is spliced from 11 exons. Gene Ontology annotation, molecular function: protein-cysteine S-palmitoyltransferase activity. The coding region runs from base 22 to 1029 and encodes 335 amino acids. Gene Ontology annotation, cellular component: Golgi apparatus; endoplasmic reticulum. Gene Ontology annotation, biological process: protein targeting to membrane; peptidyl-L-cysteine S-palmitoylation; synaptic vesicle maturation. NCBI's taxonomy places the organism in Eukaryota, Metazoa, Chordata, Actinopteri, Pleuronectiformes, Pleuronectidae.
CGCUCGGCGCGGGGAUGGAACAUGGCUCUGUCCCGAGGUCUGAGAUGCUGUCAGAGGGUUUUCUCCUGGAUCCCGGUGCUGAUCAUCGCCUCCGUGGCGCUGUGGUCCUACUACGCCUACGUGUUCGAGCUGUGUCUGUUUACAAUAACCAACACAGCGGAGAAAGUCAUCUACCUACUGGUGUUUCAUGUUUGCUUCGGGAUGUUCUCCUGGACCUACUGGAUGUCCAUCUUUACCCCUCCCGCUUCACCAUGCAAAAAGUUUCAGCUCUCAUACUCGGACAAGGAACGAUACGAGUUUGAGGAGAGGCCAGACGCUCAGAAGCAGAUCCUGGUGGAAAUUGCAAAGAAGCUGCCCAUCUCCACUCGAGCGCAAUCCGGAGCUAUCAGGUUCUGCGACCGCUGCCAGGUACUGAAGCCUGACCGCUGUCACCACUGCUCGGUCUGUGAAACAUGUGUAUUGAAGAUGGACCACCACUGUCCCUGGGUUAACAACUGUGUGGGCUUUUCCAACUACAAGUUUUUCCUGCUUUUCCUCUCCUGGUCCAUGGUGUACUGUGUAUUCAUUGCAGCGUCAGUCCUGCAGUAUUUCCUCAAAUUCUGGGUGGGGGAGUUGUCAAAUAAGCCUGCGAAGUUCCAUGUCCUCUUCCUCAUGUUUGUGGCGCUCAUGUUCUUCGUCAGUCUCAUGUUCCUCUUUGGCUACCACUGUUGGUUGGUGGCCAAGAACAGAUCAACUCUAGAGGCCUUCUCAGCUCCAGUAUUCAGCAAUGGACCAGACAGAAAUGCUUUUAAUGUCGGCAUACGCAGAAACCUGCAGCAGGUAUUUGGAGAGGAUCGGAGACUGUGGUUUAUCCCUGUCUGCACAAGCCAAGGAAACGGCCACUACUUUCCCUUGAAGAAUCGGAGUUCUGAGUCCCACAAUCCCCUGUUGGCUAAUGAGGACAUGUGGGAGGAGUCAGAUGAUGGCUCUGAGGAAGUAAGCUUGGUUGACAACGAAGACCCCUCUGUUACCAUAGAGAUGGAGGAAUAGGUAUUCAACAAAAGGACAUUUUACACUGGUACGGAGCAUGUAGAUAUACAGUAUAUUGUGCACACUGUACCACAAGGUAGAUGCAUUCCAAAUGAUAUGGAUGUACGACACUGAAAAACACAAAUCUGACGAGGGCCAAAUGAGUCGAUAAAAACUGUCCAUGGUUAUUUUACAAAAUGACGAACAGCGGAACUCACUGGAUGGAUGGAUCACCUCUGCUCUCGUGAAUGGACACACAUCAGACGAUUCAGACCAAAAAAACGAACAUCUUGUGCAAUAUUACCUCGCAUACAAGAAGGCAACUGUUGGUCAUCACAGGUUGUAUAUUUGCCUCUGUUCAUCUCUAGGCUCCGGACUCUGUUAAUUAGGAAGCUUCUGUGCGACACUGUGAUGUUUUAUAUGCUCCCUGUUUCAGUGUUGGGCUGAGUUUACAGUGUUGCACCUUUAGAGUUGGAUCUGUGCAGGGACCUCACACCCUUGAUGCUCCAGAGAUCUCUUGUUGAGACUUAGUCGUCUUAUCUCUCUCAGUUUGGGUCUUGCGGAAUAAGAUUUUAUUUAAUUUUCUUUUCAAUUAAUAUAUAACAUAUUAGAAUACCUGCGCCUUAUUACUGUAUUUAUACCUGUGUUUUGGGAGUUUCUCUUCUUCUAAGAAUGUAUCCAGCUUCCUGCUCAUGUGCCAUUUUAGGCGCCUAUUUACAAAAUACGUGUUUUUUAUCAAUAAUAUUUGAGUUGUGAUGCCAUUAACAAUGUUUGAUCAGAACAGUGAUAAAUAAAACACAACUAGCUUACAUCUGUUGCUCUAGUUGGCAGCUACUGCUCAUUAUACAUCAGUAUUCAUAAUAUUCACCAGUGGAAUCAUAUCCUGAAUAUAAGGUGUUUCAUGACUUAAAUGCUGAUUAAAAUUAAAAAAGCACUGAACCUUAUUUUGAAGUUUACGAUGAACAUAAAAAACAUACAAAUAUUUAAAAAAAGUGAAAUAUCAUGUUGUUUUCUAGUAUAUCAGUCAUCCCUGUGUAAGAUAACACUUCAAUGUGGAGGCAAAGUGAUGAGAAAGUAAAGUGAUAAUAGUUUUCAUCACAUAGGGGAGGAUAUAGAUUCUCCUGUUUUUUUCUUCUUAAUUGAGAUCUUUAUAGACAUGCAGUUUACUGUACAUAUAUAAAUAAUGACUGACGCUCAUCCACUGGCUGGCAGAGGUCAGUGAUCUCCUGCAAUAUGCAGUUCUGUUUUCUUUUCUACUUACUGUGUUUAUGUAUUUGGAAUUUUAAAUACAGUUGUAACAGAUUCUUCUCAUCAAGGGCAUCGGGCUCAUGGACAUGGCCACUGUACUCGGUUCACAACCAUUUCUGGGAAUGAGUGAGUCGGGCCUUUAUCAAACCUUGAUGCUGUUUGAUUUUUAAUCUUUAACUGUGCUGGGUAAGCCAAAUGAAAUGCUGCUCAUGUCUGAGAAAUACAUUAAUUAAAACCGUUUGUCAUUCUGUGCAUGUGUAAAACAUUAGGUUGUGGAUGUUGAGUGCUUCAUGUCGUCUUGUGUCUAUUUAUUGUUUUUAUGUUCAGUUUUGGUUCCUGUUUAUUGAUUCUGAACUGCUGCGGGCGGUGUCUGUUUAUUUUGCUCUAUCAAGUGACACUUCUAAGCAAUGUGCUUUUAUCUGAUAGUAGGAUAUUUAUAAAAACAAGACAAUAUUUUUUUCAUUAUACAAACAGGACUUCAGUAUUGCUUAAGCACACGUGGUCCCUUUUGAAUUGUCUUUGGAGUAUGUGAAUGUGGUACUUCCCCUUUUAAACACCCAAACCACCAGAAAUACUGACACCGAUUCCUUUUCUGUUCUGUCUGUUAACAAAUAUAAAUUCUUUAUUGAUCCAUCACUUGUUGUAACAUGCAAAAUAAAAUGCUCCAAGUUGAA